This is a messenger RNA of Ostrinia nubilalis (European corn borer), 3214 nucleotides long. It is a transcript of the gene FBXO11, whose product is annotated as F-box only protein 11. Gene Ontology annotation, molecular function: zinc ion binding; protein binding. Lineage: Eukaryota; Metazoa; Arthropoda; Insecta; Lepidoptera; Crambidae. Bases 311 to 3085 code for a protein of 924 amino acids. The record is from RefSeq and is a predicted model, not a curated record. Gene Ontology annotation, biological process: regulation of apoptotic process; ubiquitin-dependent protein catabolic process. The transcript has 15 exons.
CCGCCAUGUUAAUCCGAUCCGCCAUAUUUUUUGAAGAGUCGCCCAUGUCUCGGGGGUAGUGUGAAUAUUUUAGUGUAAUUAAUUAGAUAAUGAUUUUUAUGAGUUAACUAUUACAAUUUUAGUGUCAGUGCUUAGUGUUAAUCUUGUAGAACAAUACAUUUUAGCUCUCACAACUACUCAUGUGGUGUAAUAUUGGUUUUCCCGUGCCGUUUCCCAAUCUAAUCUAAACAGAAAAUGGCCGUCGGUUUUAGUGCGGGUGUCUCCUUUGUUUAGGGCUGGAUUCUAGUGAAAAUAAGUGUCUAAAGAAAUAAUGCCUAGUGCCUCGUUUUCCUCUUCGCGUUCUUACGUCCGUAGAUCGCGAAGAAAAGGCGGACAUCGGAUACCUCUACCUUCUAGGACACAAUCAAGCGAGCCAUGUGAAUCAGUCCCCUGCCCGAACAACGUAACCGGCAGUGCCAUGGCGGCCACAGCGGCGUGUGCCGGGCCGAGUGGCAGCGGCGGCGGCGGCGGCUCCCCGCCGGUGCCCGCCGCCGCGCCCGCCACCACGGCCGGCCACCACAGCCCCUACGACCUGCGCCGCAAGUCGCCGCCCGCGUACCACGAGCCCGGGCCCUCGGGCGCUUGCUCUCUACCGGCCCGGAAGAGGCCUAGGACGUCGCUGUCUCAGGGCGUCGACGUGUGCAAUGUAUCUCAGUAUUUGCAAUAUGAGUUGCCCGAUGAGGUGCUCCUGUGCAUUCUCUCGCACCUCACCGAGCGGGACCUGUGUCGCGUCGCGCAGGUCUGCAAGAGGUUCAACACCAUCGCCAACGACACUGAGCUAUGGAAAAGCCUCUACCAAUCGGUGUUUGAAUACGACACACCGCUCAUGCACCCGGCGCCUUGCCAGUUCGAGUUCGUCCCUGCAGACGAGUGCGAUGCAGAGAACCCGUGGAAGGAGAGUUUCAGGCAGUUGUACUACGGCAUACACGUGCGCCCCAACUACCGUCCGAAAAAGGACUCGAGGAUCAAACACUUUAACACAAUUAGGGCGGCUCUGGAAUACGUUGAGGAGCGCGGCGGCGGUUCAUCGGCGUCCGGCGGAACGGCGGCGACCGGCGCGGCGUGCGCGUGCGGCGCGGGCGCGUGCUCGUGCCGCCGCACGCCGGCCCACCAGCCCGCUUUGGUGUUCGUGCACGCUGGCCUGUACCAGGAGGAGUGCCUGGCCAUUGAUACGGACGUGCAGCUUAUAGGUUGCGCCGCCGGCAACGUGGCGGAAUCGGUGGUUCUGGAGCGCGAGGCGGAGUCUACAUUGACCUUCGCUGAAGGCGCGGCGCGCGCGUACGCCGGUCACGUGACGCUGAAGUUCUCGCCUGAUGCAACCAGCACCAUGCAGCACCACAAGCACUACUGCCUCGAGGUGUCCGACAACUGCUCGCCCACCAUCGACCACUGCAUCAUACGCAGCGCCAGUGUCGUUGGUGCAGCGGUGUGCGUCAGUGGCGCGGGCGCUAACCCCGUGAUCAAACACUGCGACAUCAGCGACUGUGAGAACGUGGGGCUCUACAUCACGGACUACGCGCAGGGAGCUUACCAGGAUAAUGAGAUUUCCCGCAACGCGCUGGCCGGGAUAUGGGUCAAGAACUUCGCCAACCCCAUCAUGCGCCGCAAUCACAUACAUCACGGUCGUGACGUCGGAAUAUUCACCUUCGAGAAUGGACUGGGCUACUUCGAAGCGAACGACAUCCACAACAACAGAAUCGCCGGGUUCGAAGUGAAGGCCGGCGCGAACCCCACCGUCGUGCAUUGCGAGAUCCACCACGGGCAGACGGGCGGCAUCUACGUGCACGAGUCCGGCCUCGGGCAGUUCAUAGACAACAAGAUCCACUCGAACAACUUCGCGGGCGUCUGGAUCACGUCCAAUAGCAAUCCCACCAUUCGUCGCAAUGAGAUUUACAACGGCCAUCAGGGCGGCGUGUACAUAUUUGGAGAGGGCCGCGGUCUCAUUGAGCACAAUAAUAUUUAUGGAAACGCAUUAGCUGGUAUACAGAUUCGCACGAACAGCGACCCAAUAGUGAGGCACAACAAGAUCCACCACGGGCAGCAUGGAGGUAUCUAUGUGCACGAGAAAGGGCAGGGACUCAUCGAGGAGAACGAGGUGUAUGCCAACACGCUCGCCGGCGUGUGGAUCACAACCGGCUCCACGCCCGUGCUGCGCCGCAACCGUAUCCACUCCGGGAAACAGGUCGGCGUAUACUUCUACGACAACGGGCACGGAAAACUAGAAGACAACGACAUAUUCAACCACCUAUACUCGGGCGUGCAAAUCCGGACCGGGAGCAACCCGGUGAUCCGGGGCAACAAGAUCUGGGGCGGACAAAAUGGCGGCGUGCUGGUCUACAAUGGCGGUCUGGGCCUGCUCGAGCAGAACGAGAUAUUUGACAACGCCAUGGCCGGUGUAUGGAUAAAGACUGAUUCCAAUCCCACUUUAAAGAGAAAUAAGAUUUUUGAUGGCCGAGAUGGGGGCAUCUGUAUUUUUAAUGGAGGAAAGGGCGUACUAGAGGAGAACGACAUAUUCCGCAACGCGCAGGCGGGCGUGCUGAUCUCCACGCAGAGCCACCCCGUGCUGCGGCGCAACCGCAUCUUCGACGGGCUCGCGGCCGGCGUCGAGAUCACCAACAACGCCACCGCCACGCUCGAGCACAACCAGAUCUUCAACAACCGCUUCGGCGGGCUGUGCCUGGCGUCGGGCGUGUCGCCGCUGGUGCGCGGCAACAAGAUCUUCAGCAACCAGGACGCCGUGGAGAAGGCGGUCGGCGGCGGGCAGUGCCUCUACAAGAUCUCGUCUUAUACGUCCUUCCCGAUGCACGACUUCUACAGGUGCCAGACUUGCAAUACGACAGACCGUAAUGCCAUUUGCGUGAAUUGUAUCAAAACAUGCCAUUCUGGUCACGAUGUCGAGUUCAUCCGUCAUGACAGAUUCUUCUGCGACUGCGGCGCGGGGACGCUGUCGAACCAGUGCCAGCUGCAGGGCGAGCCGACGCAGGACACCGACACCCUGUACGACUCGGCCGCGCCCAUGGAGUCUCACACGCUGAUGGUGAACUGAGUGUCUCCGCGCCACGCCGCCCCCGCCCGCUGUUGUUGUUCCAGGCCCUGCCCCCCGCCCUUGAUCCCUCCCUGUCCCCGCUGACACAACUCUAAACUCUACUCUGUCCGUGGUUUCGGCUCGGUAUAG